Messenger RNA from Closterium sp. Naga37s-1, 2112 nucleotides. NCBI's taxonomy places the organism in Eukaryota, Viridiplantae, Streptophyta, Zygnematophyceae, Desmidiales, Closteriaceae. The record is from the annotation of a GenBank genome assembly.
AUGAGAGGCUCUGCGCAAACCUCUGAACACACUGAGCGGAUGCACGGCGCGCGUGAUGCGCUGCGAGCCGUGCAAGUGAUGCUCGGCGCAUCACCUCAUCGGUAUAACGCCGAGCGGAUGCACGGCGCGCGUGAUGCGCUGCGAGCCGUGCAAGUGAUGCUCGGCGCAUCACCUCAUCUUGAUAACGCCGAGCGGAUGCAAGGCGCGCGUGAUGCGCUGCGAGCCGUGCAAGUGAUGCUCGGCGCAUCACCUCAUCGGUAUAACGCCGAGCGGACGCACGGCGCGCGUGAUGCGCUGCGAGCCGUGCAAGUGAUGCUCGGCGCAUCACCUCAUCGGUAUAACGCCGAGCGGAUGCACGGCGCGCGUGAUGCGCUGCGAGCCGUGCAAGUGAUGCUCGGCGCAUCACCUCAUCGGUAUAACGCCGAGCGGAUGCAAGGCGCGCGUGAUGCGCUGCGAGCCGUGCAAGUGAUGCUCGGCGCAUCACCUCAUCGGUAUAACGCCGAGCGGAUGCACGGCGCGCGUGAUGCGCUGCGAGCCGUGCAAGUGAUGCUCGGCGCAUCACCUCAUCGGUAUAACGCCGAGCGGAUGCACGGCGUGCGUGAUGCGCUGCGAGCCGUGCAAGUGAUGCUCGGCGCAUCACCUCAUCUUGAUAACGCCGAGCGGAUGCAAGGCGCGCGUGAUGCGCUGCGAGCCGUGCAAGUGAUGCUCGGCGCAUCACCUCAUCGGUAUAACGCCGAGCGGAUGCACGGCGCGCGUGAUGCGCUGCGAGCCGUGCAAGUGAUGCUCGGCGCAUCACCUCAUCUUGAUAACGCCGAGCGGAUGCAAGGCGCGCGUGAUGCGCUGCGAGCCGUGCAAGUGAUGCUCGGCGCAUCACCUCAUCGGUAUAACGCCGAGCGGAUGCACGGCGCGUGUGAUGCGCUGCGAGCCGUGCAAGUGAUGCUCGGCGCAUCACCUCAUCGGUAUAACGCCGAGCGGAUGCAAGGCGCGCGUGAUGCGCUGCGAGCCGUGCAACGGAUGCACGGCGCGCGUGAUGCGCUGCGAGCCGUGCAAGUGAUGCUCGGCGCAUCACCUCAUCUUGAUAACGCCGAGCGGAUGCAAGGCGCGCGUGAUGCGCUGCGAGCCGUGCAAGUGAUGCUCGGCGCAUCACCUCAUCGGUAUAACGCCGAGCGGAUGCACGGCGCGCGUGAUGCGCUGCGAGCCGUGCAAGUGAUGCUCGGCGCAUCACCUCAUCGGUAUAACGCCGAGCGGAUGCACGGCGCGCGUGAUGCGCUGCGAGCCGUGCAAGUGAUGCUCGGCGCAUCACCUCAUCAGUAUAACGCCGAGCGGAUGCACGGCGCGCGUGAUGCGCUGCGAGCCGUGCAAGUGAUGCUCGGCGCAUCACCUCAUCGGUAUAACGCCGAGCGGAUGCACGGCGCGCGUGAUGCGCUGCGAGCCGUGCAAGUGAUGCUCGGCGCAUCACCUCAUCGGUAUAACGCCGAGCGGAUGCACGGCGCGCGUGAUGCGCUGCGAGCCGUGCAAGUGAUGCUCGGCGCAUCACCUCAUCGGUAUAACACCGAGCGGAUGCACGGCGCGCGUGAUGCGCUGCGAGCCGUGCAAGUGAUGCUCGGCGCAUCACCUCAUCGGUAUAACGCACUUGAGUUUCAUCUGCCAACAUCGCACUCUCUCCCGUCAUUCUCUCUCCCUGCUGUUACUCUCUUUCUCGUCAUUCGCAUUCCCUGCCGUUCCUUCCAUCUCCCUGCCCCUGUUUCCUUCUCACUCUGCCGUCAUUCGCAUUCCCUGCCGUUCCUUCCAUCUCCCUGCCCCUGUUUCCUUCUCACUCUGCCGUCAUUCGCCCUCCCUGCCCUUCCUUCCCUCUCCCUGCCUCUGUUUCCUCCUCUCUCUGCCGUCAUUUCAUCUCCCUGCCAUUCCUUACAUCUCUCUGCCCCUGCAACCUUCUCACUCUGCCGUCAUUCGCCCUCCCUGCCCUUCCUUCCCUCUCCCUGCCUCGGUUUCCUCCUCUCUCUGCCGUCAUUUCAUCUCCCUGCCAUUCCUUACAUCUCUCUGCCCCUGUUCCCCUCUCUCUCUGCCGCCAUUCCCUCUCCCUACCUUUCCCUACCACUAUUCUUUGUUUGA